AUGCUUGCCCGGACUUUACUGCGUUUUGAGAAGACUGGACGCACUGCGCGUGGGGUGGAUUUUUUGCGCAAUCGUUUUACGAAUAAGGCUUCUGCCUUUACAAGGAAGGAACGUGAGCAUCUUGGCGUUGUUGGUCUCCUGCCUCCUGCGGUGGAGUCCAUCGAUGACCAAGUGGAGCGUGUCUGGGUGCAAUUUAAUCUUCUCAGCUCCCCAAUCAACAGGUACCAAUUACUUCGUGGUAUCAUGGACAUAAAUGUGACUCUGUUCUAUAAAUUUGUUCAGAAACACAUCAAGGAAACACUGCCUGUCAUUUACACUCCAACAGUUGGUGAGGCAUGUGAGCGUUACGGUGCCAUUUUUAUGAGAGACCAUGGGCUGUACGUGAGCAUGCAGGAAAGGGGAAAUAUUCGGCAGUGUUUGAAAAAUCUUCGUAAACCCAACAUUGAUAUUAUGGUCGUCACGGAUGGCUCCCGCAUUCUUGGCCUGGGCGAUCUUGGGGCUAACGGCAUGGGUAUCAGCAUUGGCAAGUGCUCUCUGUAUGUUGCGGGUGCGGGCAUCAGACCAAGUCGCGUCCUGCCUGUCAUGUUAGACGUUGGCACGAACAACGAAAAACUUCGCAACGAUCCAUUGUACCUUGGACAACGCACUUCUCGGGCCCAGGACAGGGAGUUUUAUGAACUACUUGACGAGUUUAUGGAGGCGGCCUCUGCUGAGUGGCCCAACGCUGUCAUUCAAUUUGAGGACUUCAGCAACAACCACUGCUUUGACAUAAUGGAACGCUACCAGAAAAAGUACCGCUGCUUCAACGACGACAUUCAGGGAACGGGUGCGGUGAUUGCCGCCGGCUUUCUCAACGCGAUGCAUGUCAGUGGUGUUCCCGUGAAUGAGCAACGUGUUGUAUUUUUGGGUGCCGGAUCAGCAGCGACGGGUGUGGCGGAAAUUAUUGCAGAGCUCGCGGCCCUGGAACUUGAGACUUCUGUUGAAAAGGUCCGAAAUUCUGUGUAUCUGGUGGAUUCGAAGGGUCUGGUGACGACUACACGUGGAGACGAGUUGGCGCCGCACAAGGUUCCUUGGGCACGUACGGAUAUUGCCCCUGAACAAAACGAAUCCCUCCGUACGUUGACCGAUGUUGUGCGGCAUGUUCGUCCGACGGCGCUGAUUGGACUUGCUGCUGCCGGUGGUGCCUUUACGGAGGAGAUGAUCAAGUACAUGGCAUCAUACUGUAAGCGUCCCAUACUGUUUCCGCUUUCAAACCCCUCCAGUAAGUCGGAGGUUAACCCUGACGAUGCCUACAAGUGGACAAAUGGCACCGCAAUUGUGGCAUCUGGUAGCCCGUUUCCGUCUAGCGUCGUGGACGGCAAAGUACUGAGUCCCGCGCAAGGCAACAACCUUUACAUUUUUCCUGGCGUCGGGCUCGGGUGUGUCAUUGCACAGUCGCCAUAUAUCCCGCAGGAAGUAUUUGUCACGGCGGCGCUGGCGCUUAGUCGCCUGGUUGAUACCGAAGUUGUUCUGGCGGAGGGUAAAUUGUACCCGUCCAUUGACGGCGUCCGCAACGUGUCGAUGCACGUGGCAGUAGACGUCAUUGAGGAGCUGCAGCGCAUGGGGUUGGCAAAGAGUGAUCUGCCGAGAAACAAGUCGGAUCUCACCAACCUUGUGAAGGAGUUUAUGUGGGAGCCACAAUACCUGGAGCCGGAGUACUACCUGUCGAAGCGCUUUGAUUAG
Molecule: messenger RNA, 1722 nt
Organism: Trypanosoma cruzi
Lineage: Eukaryota; Euglenozoa; Kinetoplastea; Trypanosomatida; Trypanosomatidae
Product: malic enzyme, putative
Exons: 1
Coding region: 1-1722 (573 amino acids)
Biological process (GO): pyruvate metabolic process; malate metabolic process
Cellular component (GO): mitochondrion
Molecular function (GO): malate dehydrogenase (decarboxylating) (NAD+) activity; NAD binding
Source: RefSeq, a predicted model, not a curated record